Dissoconium aciculare CBS 342.82 is the source of this 3235-nucleotide messenger RNA. RefSeq names its product purine and uridine phosphorylase. Bases 121 to 3138 code for a protein of 1005 amino acids. The record is from RefSeq and is a predicted model, not a curated record. Gene Ontology annotation, biological process: nucleoside metabolic process. The transcript is spliced from 6 exons. NCBI's taxonomy places the organism in Eukaryota, Fungi, Ascomycota, Dothideomycetes, Mycosphaerellales, Dissoconiaceae. Gene Ontology annotation, molecular function: protein binding; catalytic activity.
UCGCAAACGCGUCCGAUCUAGUGUGAAUCGAUCCGGACGGCCACUUACUAGCGACAAUCUUGAUCUACGGAAAUCUUGGUUCACGACAAUAUAGAUUAAUUAUCGCCGCUACGCAAUGCGAUGGCGGUCCGCGCGCAAGACUUCGCUGUCGCAUGGAUCGCCGCUCUUUCGCACGAGCGUGCCGCCGCCGAAGCUAUGUUCGAUGAAGAAUUCGACGAUCCACCCGAUGACUUCGCAAAGAGCAGCGGCGAUGUGAAUGCGUACUCGUGGGGUCGUAUCGGCAAGCACUACGUCGUAGUGGUCUCGCUACCUGCCGGUGAAUAUGGCCUGGCGCCGGCGGCCACAAUCGCGCAAGCGCUGCGUUCGUCACUGCCGCAUAUCCGGGUCGGUCUGCUCGUAGGCAUCGGUGCCGGCGUGCCCGGCGAAUUUGUCAACCCCGAUGGCACGAUCACCGUGCAGCGCGACAUCCGGUUAGGCGACGUGGUUGUGAGUGAGCCGAGCGGCACGAGCGGCGGAGUCGUCCAGAUGGAUCUGGUAAAGAUGAGCGAGAGCGACGGCAAGCUAGUUCCUCGGCGCAUAGGCUCUCUAGAUCGUCCUCCUAUGGCACUACGGACGGCACUUAGCAAAAUGAAGGCGCGCCACGAGCGCAAAGGGUCGUCGAUACCGUUCAUUAUCGAAAAAGCGCUACGCGAAAACGUCAAAAUGCAAACACCCUAUGCGCAUCCUGGGCUGAAGUCUGUUCCUCCGGCUCGAGAUCUCUACUACUUCAGCAGCGGCGAGUUUGUUGAGCUAGACUUUCGCGAAGAGCCUACGAUUCACUAUGGAGUGAUCGGAUCGAGCAAUCAGCUUGUCAAGUCAGCAGCGCAUCGCGACCAGCUUGUCGAAGGGCUAACCGCUGAUGGCCACGAUCCGCUCUGCCUCGAAAUGGAGGCGGCGGGGCUAAUGAACAGCUUCCCAUGUCUUGUGAUCCGUGGCAUCUGCGACUAUGCUGAUAAGCAUAAGAACGACGAUUGGCAGAGAUAUGCGGCGAUCGUUGCGGCAGCACUAGCGAAAGAUUACUUGAGCUUCGUCCAGCCAGUUGAGGUGCAGCAGGCAGCUCCACUCCGCGAAGUGCUACAGACGCUACAACAAAUGCAAGAAGGUAUAAAUGACGUCUCGGCGAAUGUUCAUAAAUGGAACAGAAUUUCUGAAAUUCGAGAGUUGAGCAGCGAGCAACGUAGAAUCAGGAAGUGGAUCAACGCCUCCGAUCCUUCUACCGACCUGGACCAAGCACGAAAAACACAUCUAAAGGGCUCAGGUCAAUGGUUUCUUGCCGGCCCUGCAUUUGCGUCCUGGAAGACUGCUUCGAAAGCAAUGUUGUGGCUGUACGGCAUCCCUGGAUGUGGAAAGACUAUUCUCAGCUCCUCAGUGAUUGCGGCACUGCAAGCAGACGCGAACCAGGAACGUGGCAUGAACAGUGCACUUGCAUUCUUUUUCUUCAGCUUCAGCGAUGUUGAGAAACAGACGGCGGACCAGUGUGUGCGUUCUCUUAUUAUUCAGCUUAGCGAGCAAGUCCUCUCUAGAUUAGACGACGUUUCGAAACUCUUCCAGGCGAACAACGACGGUGCAAAGCAGCCGACAUGGGACGACUUGAUUCGCACACUUCAUACGCUACUCACAAGAUUUCAAUACGUCCGUAUUGUGCUCGACGCGUUAGACGAAUGCAAUGCUCGACAGCCAUUGCUCCAAAUGCUUGCUAAUCUUGCCAACGUAGACAAUGUACAGACGAUCGUAACAAGCCGCGACGAGGCUGACAUCAGAGAAGCAUUGAGCGCUCAGAUAUCGCCAGAAAGUGUUAUCGUGUUGCGGUCCGCCGUAGUGAAUGAGGACAUUCGGAGCUACGUUUCGCAUCGCCUUCAGAGUGGAAAGGACUUCCAGCGGUGGCGGAACCAUUCUACGAUCCAAGAUGAGAUUAAGGAAGCGCUUAUAGAUAAGGCCGAUGGGAUGUUCCGUUUGGUACAGUGUCAACUCGAUCAAAUUGCGCUGUGUAUAACACUUCCAAUGUUAAGAGAGGCAUUAAAGGAGCUUCCAGAUGAUUUGUCCGACAUGUACAGCCGCAUAGUCGAUCAAAUUCCUCCACAAUAUCGAAAGACUACUAUACGAUUAUUGCAGUUCCUCGCUCUCUCCGAAAGGCCACUUAGACUCGACGAGGCGAUCGAUGCGAUUGCCGUGGCUAUAGAGCCGACGCCGCGCUUCGACCUACAAGACCGGAUGGGCGAUCUCGGAGACAUUCGUAGGCUUUGCUCUAGCCUGAUCGUAUUACGAGACGAGUAUGCGGCUAAGAGAGGCACAGACGAGGGCUUGCUAGAAGACAGAAAGCACUCCAUUCCACCGAACGAAAUCUCGGUCCAGCUCUCGCACUUCUCUGUGAAGGAGUAUCUCUUAUCUUCUGAUGUGCACAAAGAACGGAGUCAGUUCGCUCCUCACGUUGCUAACGCUGAGGUCGCCAAAGUGUCACUAGCCUACCUAACGAACCUGGACCAAAAUCUCACGACAGCUCAAAUCGUGCAGCGGUAUCCCCUCAGCGCGUUUGCAGCACGCUACUGGACAUGCUUUUGUGUGAAGGCUGGCCCUAAUGACGACUUGUUGAACAAACUAAGCAUUCAGGUUCUAGGAUACGGAUCGAAAGUCUACUGUACCUGGUUACAUCUGUACGAUCCCGACGCAGUUUGGAACAACGAGCCGUGGAAAGAUCAGGAGGAAUGCAGAAGGAGGACAGUAAUAAAUCCGCUCUACUUUGCGGCAACGACAGGACUACUGCCAGCACUUCAAUAUAUCCUUGAAAGAGGAGGCGACGUCAACGCGCAGGGAGGCUACUACGGCAACGCCCUCCAGGCUGCAUCAUUGGGCGGUCACGCCGAGGUCGUCCGGCUGCUGCUCGACAAGGGCGCCGACGUUAACGCGCAGGGAGAGGUCGUCCAGCUGCUCCUCGACGAGGGCGCCGAGGUCAACGCGCAGGGAGGCUUGUACGGCAACGCCCUCCAGGCUGCAUCAGUUGACGGUCACGCAGAAAUCGUCGGGCUGCUGCUCGACAAGGGGCGCCGAGGUCAACGCGCAGGGAGGCUUGUACGGCAACGCCCUCCAGGCUGCAUCAGUUGACGGUCACGCAGAAAUCGUCGGGCUGCUGCUCGACAAGGGCGCCGACAUCAACGCGCAGGGAGGCAAGUACGGCAACGCCCUAUCCAAAAUUGGCCAA